Striga asiatica is the source of this 2798-nucleotide messenger RNA. NCBI's taxonomy places the organism in Eukaryota, Viridiplantae, Streptophyta, Magnoliopsida, Lamiales, Orobanchaceae. The record is from the annotation of a GenBank genome assembly.
CAGCAAUUGAUUAUAUAAUGAAAUUAUGAACUAUGUAUAUAAUGCAUAGUUACAUACAACGCACUCUAGUUUUCAACUUUUAAUAGUCAAUAAAGAAAGUGGGGCCUCAUGGCAACAAUGGUGAAAGAAGGGGUUGUUCGAUGCUACCCAUAGGUAGUGCCGCCAUGGGUUUGUAGCCACACAUUCACAAACAUGAAUUCAACCGGUGAAAGACCCAACCCCCAACCACCGUCGACCGAAGCUUUCCUUUAACAAUAUUUCCUCCACUUUCAUUUCAAUUUCCGAGAUAAUCCACACAUAUCCAAACUCUCACUGCACGACACAAACGUAAACAAAAUUGCAUCACCUAUGAAAUCGUCAACAGAGAAAAGCAACCAAAAAAAAAAUAAAAAAAAAAAAUGUUGAAAAAGUCAGAAACGAAGAAAUCAAAUUCGACUGUCCGUGACUGAUAAUAACCAGAAGGAUCCAGAGCGAAAGAAACCUCAGCCGUAGAUCACCACGAAAAAACCCUAACCAAACCAUGGGCCGACUCGGCUGCACGGCUGUCGGCACACUCGACGACUCCAAGUUCAACGAGCCGAUGCCCUGGAUCGGCGCCUACGUAGCCUCCGCCUCCGCCGCUUGUGCCCUCGCCAUGGCCGCCGACGCCGCCCACGCCCUCCGCUACCGCAAGCUCUGGUUCCCCUCCCGCUUCUUCUCCCUCAACGCCACCACCCUCACCCUCAUCGGCGUGGCCGUCAAGCUCUCCGUCGACCUCAACACCUCCAUGCCCCGCCCCCACGACCAGCUCUCCAAGCUCAGCUCCACCGCCUUCCUCUCCACCGCCAUCGCCAACUCCCUCCCCUCCCUCGGCUCCUCCUCUUCCUCCUCCGACCUCAUGAUGAACAUCCUCGCCCUCUCCAUCCUCGUCCUCACCGUCCUCGUCAACGUCGCCAUCCAGCUCGCCACUGGCGUCAUCUACGUCUUCUUGCCCGAGCACAUCCUCAUCAUUUCCCUCACCCUCAUCCUCCUCGGAAUCACCGUCUCGUCGGCCCUCGCCGUCCCAGCCACAAAAUGCUACUUCGAGCUCAAAUACGCCAAGAAAUACGAACUCGCGAAAACAGAGUGCAGCGGGUCGUCAGAUCUGAAGGAUGACCUCGCGAGAUACUGGAUGAUGGCCCACACGUGCAGCCCGCAGUUCGUGGUGGGCCGAUUGGCCACUUGUACAGCCUCGGGAGCUUACUGCUUGCUGAGUGCUCUGACUUUGGCAGAGGCCGUGCUCCGGAGCUACUUCAUGCCGUGGUGCUUCACGUUCUGCAAAGGCCGGUCGGAUUAUAAGUGGUCGGUUUUGCUGGUGCUUGUGACGCAGGCUGCUGCGGUGUUGGUGGGGACGAUUGGGCCGGCUUCCAGAUGGUUCUUCGCCAUCAAGUUCAGGUGCCCGAAGAGAAGGAAGAAUUCUUCCCAAGCGAUGUUUUCGGUGGAAAAUUACUGGGUUCAGACACUGAACCAACUGAAGGAGUGUCCGCUGGACUUGAGGAUCUGCAGUCGGCACAGUAAGAAGAUUGUGCACCAUGUGAAAAACAAAGCCUUGGACCUAUGCAUUUUGGUUCAGAAGGUGAUUGUGAUCUCGAGCAAGUUUCUCGGGCUGCUGUCGAUAAUUGUCAUGAGCAGGUUAAUCGCGGCACUGAGUUGCUGCAAGAGACUCGUCUCGUUUUUUAGAUGCAAUGCAAAGUGUGCCGACACGGAGUCGUCGGACCCGAAUAAGUCGAACAGCAAACUCGACCUCAGCCGAUACGUAAUGCAUCUCGAGGGAGAGGAAAAUCUGGUUCAAGUGAUGAUGGAAAGCGACAGGGACACCACCGGCCACUUCUUGAAAAUGGGGAGAAAAAAGCAGCCGAAACACCUUCUACAUAUCAUCGAGAAACUCGAACCCUCCAAAGGGUUCAGAGGGGUUUAUGCAUUUGACAGCAAAUUAGUCCCGCCUUUGGAUCCUACGGCAGAGCCCCCCAAGAGCUGGGCUUUACCGGUGGUCACCUUAACGAGCAUUGCAGUUGCAACGAGUACUGAUUCGGACUUCAAUUCCGUGAGGGAGCUCAUAAAAUGCGUGAACGAAGGUCUCAAGUACAUCCGAGUCGUGGAGAACAGUCUCGAUUUCAAACGAACUUCGGCGAAUAUUAGGAAAGCAGCGGAGAUCGUGUGGGUGGGAGUCGAGCUUCACUAUAGAUGGCUCGACGUGGACCUCCGUGAGACGAGGCUUCGAGGAAAGAGCCCGAAAAAUGUAAUCUCGGAGCUUUCCGAGACUGCCAAGCAGAAGUUCGUAGAGUUGAGUAAGAAGGACCCAAUUGGAUGUUUGAGGUACGAUCCUGCGAGAUGGCCUGUUAAGGCUUUGGCGGCAAACGCGAUGUAUAGAGUGUGUGAGACCCUUUUGCUGGACAAGUCGGACGAGUGUGGGAAGUCGAUGUUCGAGAGGCUGAGUGCCAUGAUUGGGGACAUAAUCGGGGCUUGCCUCACGAAUUUGGAGCAGGCAAUAUCUGUGAAGUGCCAUCAGAGCAGUAUUGAGCAGAGGGAGGAAAGCGUGCGGCAUGCGAUUCUUCUGCUCGGGAAAACGGAAAGGAUCUUGGAAAUUAUUGGCCGGCAACGAGUUCCGAGUUCGGAUCCGGAGAAAUUGGCGUGCAUUAAUAAAUGGCGGGAGAUGGGGAACGAUCGGCUGUCUUGCGGUUCGACUCCUACCAGUAGCGAUUUCAGUGCUGUAUCUGAUUUAUAUCUGAAUGUUGACUGAGAAUGUAAAGAUGUUCUGUGUUUUUUUUUUUUUUUUUUUU